AUGCCAGGUCGGCAGAACAAGCAGCAGAAAGAGACUGAAUUAAGUAUUGGUCGUGCCCGUGGGACUGGACGCGGACGUGGACGUGGGCAAACUGCGUCUCGUGGACGUGGUAAUGCCAUUCCAUCCACGACUACGCGUCCAUCCCAGACCACUGCCCCUUCUCCAGCCUCACCACGGGUCGUUCCAACUGGAGCUUCCUCUCGUGUCGAGUCACUUGCUGUACAAUUGGAAGAGAAAGUACGUGUAUCGGAUCCGCUGCAACCCGUCCAACCACUUGUUCAGACACAUUUUCCACCGCGUCCUGGAUUUGGACAAAUUGGUAAACCUGUGAAACUCUAUGUAAAUCAUUUUAAAGUAAAAUUUAAUUUGACAGGUGAUAUUUAUCACUAUGAUGUCAUGAUGGCCGAUGAUAAGAAAAGUUUUGGGAAUGAUGGUCCACCCAAGGCAUUGGCCCAUAAGAUUAUGAAAGCAUUGAUGCAAGAGCUGGAACGGCAAUAUCCAAGUAUUAAAACAGUCUCGGAUGGUCGCAAGAAUAUUUAUGCACCGAAAAAACUGCCUUUUGAGCUUCAAGAGUUUCCAGGGUUAGUAUUACCGGAUGAUGGGAAUCAAGCAAAAGUAUUCUCAGCAGUAGUGAAGGAAUCAAACCCAGUUGCCAUUCGUAUGCAGCAAUUGGAAGAGUUAUUUGCGGGACGUCUUAAUUAUACACCCUACGAUGCAUUACAGGCACUGGAUGUGGCACUACGUCACACGGCGUCGCAAAGAUUUACAGUAGUAGGCCGUAAUUUGUUUCAUCGAGAGGGAGCUACGUCACUUGGAGAAGGUGCAGAGCUUUGGUAUGGAUAUUUUCAAAGCUUAAGAGCUACACAGAAUCGACUGGUUGUGAAUUUGGAUUUGGCGGCAACAGCGUUUGUGGAAGAAAUGGCAGUGGUUGAUUUUUUAUGUACAACGUUGUCAAUGCGACAAAUGCCGACAACGCUGGCCAAGUAUCAGCACUCGGCAUUUAGUAAAGCUAUACGAGGUGUCAAAGUGAGUAUUACUCAUCGCCCAGGAGUGCGUCGCAGCUAUCGCGUGAAUGGUUUGUCGAAAGAGAGUGCAGAGAAAACGUUCUUUGAGAAUGAUAACGGUGAGAGAAUGUCGGUUGCGCAGUAUUUUCAGAAUACAUACAACAUUCGUCUUCGUUACCCAAAGUUACCGUGUCUGCAUGUUGGUGCACCCCAGAAGAAAAACUACUUGCCGAUGGAGGUAUGCCACAUUAUUGCCGGACAGAAGUGUCCCCGUAAGGUCACGGAUAAACAAGUGGCCAACAUGAUCAAGUUUACCUGCACGCCACCAGACAAGCGCAAACGCGCAAUUGAGCAAAAAUUCCGAGAGGCUGGAUUUAGCACGGACCCGACGCUCCAAGCAUUUGGACUGGACGUUGACCCGAGAAUGGUGGAGACGACCGGCCGCCAGCUGCCGCCCCCGACUAUCGAGUACAGUGGAGGUGCUCGCGAGAGUCCUCGUGAUGGAGCUUGGAACAUGCGUGGCAAGCGUUUUAACACGCCAGCGCAGUGCCCGUCAUGGGCCGUUAUCAGUAUGUGUGAUCCAAGGCGCUGCGGUCUCGGUGAUAUUCAAAAGUUUUUUAAAGCUGUAAUUACUCAAAUGGGGCAGUUGGGAAUGCGGUGCCCUCCGGCAUUGCCGCCGAUCCUGUUGAAGCAGGGCCGAGAGGAUUCAGUGCGUGGACUGUUUCAAGCCGCGGUCAAGGCUGCCAACCAAGCGUUUAAGACGCCUCCAAAAGUUGUGUGGAUGAUUAAUCCAGUUGCUGAUGCACAAGCAUACGGUGAGCUUAAAUUAAUGUCAGACACGGAAGCUGGAAUGGGAAUUGUAUCACAGUGCAUGUUGUCCAAGCAUAUUCAAAAGUGUAGCCCGCAAUACAUUGCGAAUAUCUUGAUGAAGGUAAAUACGAAGCUUGGUGGGAAGAACGGUGUCAUUAGUGGCCCAUUGCCCCGUGUGUCGACUUCACGCACGAUUAUCUUUGGAGCCGACGUCACUCACCCCAGCCCAAUGGACAAGACGCGUCCGUCUAUUGCCGCUGUUACGGCGUCGAUGGAUGCGAAUUUUAUCCGUCACGCAUCGGCAAUUCGCGCGCAAGGUCACCGGGUCGAACAGAUAAUGCAUCUAAAAAACAUGACCAUGGAGCUCAUGAAGCAGUUUUACCACCAAACACACAGCAAGCCUGAUCGCAUCGUGUUCUACCGUGACGGUGUGAGCGAAGGUCAGUUUCACAUGGUCCUGAACUAUGAGGUGACGGCUAUACGUGAGGCAUGCCAGGCUCUGGAGGUGGGCUACAUGCCGCCUAUCACGUUCGUUAUUGUUCAGAAGAGGCACAAUACGCGCUUAUUUCCUGACAGUGCGAAGGAUGCUGACCGAAGUGGCAACGUCAAGGCAGGCACUGUUGUGGAGCAGGGCAUCUGCCACCCCAUCGAAAAUGACUUUUAUUUGAUGAGCCAUGCUGGACUGCAAGGUACCAGUCGUCCGACGCACUACCAUGUGCUUCUGAAUGAGAUUGAGUUUACAGCCGAUGAGCUGCAAACGCUAACGUAUCGACUAUGUUAUACGUUCGCGCGCUGCACUCGUUCUGUGUCAAUGGUACCGUCAGCGUACUACUCGCACCUGGUAGCGUUUCGUGCUCGUUUCUUCUUGGUGGAUGGCAGCGAUACUGUUUCGACCGUUUCUGGCGUUAGUGACACCGCACCGGAAGCAGACACCCGCAUGUACGACGUGCAUCCAGCCAUGAAGGGCGAAAUGUAUUUUGUGUAA
Peronospora belbahrii is the source of this 2799-nucleotide messenger RNA. NCBI's taxonomy places the organism in Eukaryota, Oomycota, Peronosporomycetes, Peronosporales, Peronosporaceae. The record is from the annotation of a GenBank genome assembly.